CCAAAUUUUGACUACGUGUGUCCUGGACGGUAAUUCACCUGCAUGCGCGAAUGAAUCAUAUCCUACAUCUCUUUGCUCAAUACGUCCUGGCUACCAAGAUUCCGCACACGACACCGAUCCUUGCAAACACACCCACAUCAACAACAAACGACCCUUGACUCCAUCCUGUCCACCCAACAUGACGCCUUCAUCAACUUCAGAGGGUUUCAAUGUCUACGCUACUCUUCUCACACGCCCUUCUUAUCUGGCGGGCGCCAUCCUUCUAUCGCACACUCUAUAUGAUCAUUCCCCUUCUACGCCCCUCAUCAUCUUAUACACGCCCGAAACUUUUCCUUCCACCGCGAUCAAAGCCUUAGAAGCCGAAUCUAAGUUCUCAAACUGCAUUCCCUAUCCAAUCGAGCAUCUUCGCUUACCGACCUCUGCCGCCGAUGAUAAAGAACAUGGCAUGGUCGCCGAGCGGUUCAUCGACACGUGGACCAAACUUCGCGUGUUUGAUAUCUUGGAAGUGAACGGCAAGAAAAUCGAUCGGCUUUGUUUUCUAGAUGCCGACAUGAUGAUCUUCUCCAACCCCUCCCCCUUCAUUUUCAACUCUACCAGUGACAAGUAUCUCUCUGCGCCCGAAGAUGAAGGCAACCGCAUCGCAGCUUCGCACGUUUGUGUAUGCAAUCUCGACGGAGACUCUUGGGCCCCAUCAUCGUGGAAGAAGGAGAACUGUGCCUUCACUCCUCUGACCAAUUCUGAUGCUAUCGCACCCGUAGACUCACAAUCAGACACUAAAGGCAUCUUCAACUCCGGGACUUUCGUCUUCCACCCCUCUUCAUCAAUCCAGGCUUUUGUUCUCGACGCUUUCAAGAAUACCCCCGUGAAAGACUUAAAGAAGCUCAAAUUUCCAGACCAAGAUUUUCUGAACAUUGUCUUCCACGCCCGCUGGGUAAGUCUCAGCUGGCGAACUAACGCUCUCAAGACGUGGCGAUACUGGCACCCCAACAUCUGGACCGAUGAUAAAGUCGCCGUGCUUCACUAUAUUGUGGACAAGCCGUGGGCAGCUCGAGUCCAGACUGACGGCCAUGAUCAGAACCGAAAAAUCGCCGGCUACAAGGGUGAUGACGGCGAGACACACAGCUGGUGGUGGGACGAGUUUUCACGCUGGAAAGCUGAGCGUGAGCAAGGUAACGGCCAGGAUCUAGUCGUUGCUGUGGAACGUUACGUCGCGGGCGAGAAAGGCGACGAGGAAGUCGACGAAGAUAUGAAAGCUAUUGGAGGCGGUGCGCAAAAUUUCGCCAAAAAAUGGAAGGAUGGGAAGGAGGUCGGUGGUUCCGAUGAUGAUGGUGAUAAGAAGGAACCGGGAGGAGGCUCUCAUGGCCCCAUCCUCCGCACGCGUGUUCUCGGAGAGCGUGGUCAUGGUCCUGUUGUACGGAACCCCGACGCCCAUCUCCAACAGCCGCAAACGAAUCCAAGAAAACCCAACAUACCACCUUCUGGUAGCAGCUUUAUGGAGCCGUGA
Periconia digitata is the source of this 1504-nucleotide messenger RNA. NCBI's taxonomy places the organism in Eukaryota, Fungi, Ascomycota, Dothideomycetes, Pleosporales, Periconiaceae. The record is from the annotation of a GenBank genome assembly.